ACCGCGCCGCGGGCUGGCGAUGGCCAACUGCGCCCCGGCGCCGCCCGAGCUGGGCUGCCCGACAGGGCCGCGCGGCAGCGGGCGCUGCGCGUCGCUGCCGGCUGCGCGGGGGGCGCCGCCGGCGGCUGCAGGGCGCGGCCGGCGCGGGGAAUUGACCGCGCCCGAUGUCCGCGCCGCGCCGAGCGCGAGGCUGCGUUGCGCGCGGGCGAAGCCGCCCGACGACCUCGACGAGUUUGUUUGCGCCGAUGGCUCGGAGGCGCGCGGGGGGGAGGGCGUCGGCGACGCAGGGGCGAGCGGCCGCCGGGGGCUGGAGAGAGGGGCCAAACUCGACCCCCUCGUCGGAGAGCCGCGCGCCUGGAGAAAGAGCGCGGCGCCGGAGGUCAUGGGCGACUGCUGCCCGCGCGCGAGGGUCGCCUUGGAUUUCGGCUGGAGGUGCCGCGACGGCGAGCGCAGCAGCCGCGGCGCCGAGCUCCUCGCGGAAUGGACGGCGGUGCGCCCCGAGCACGGGGUGCCGGGCCGCGGCUGGGGGCCGCGCACUUUUCUGGUUGUGGCCGGGCUGGUCUGCGCCCUGGUCUUCUUGGGCGAGCUCGAGGCCGCCUUCUGGGUGAACGGGGCUUUCGGAUUUUACUUUCGGCCGUGCGAGUGCCCGGGGAUCGAGCCAGAUAACCUCGUCCCGCCAGUGACUGGGGCGCCUGCCCACUGGGGGCUGCCCAUCGCUCAGGAGGAGCGCGAGACGCCGAUCAAGGCGUCGAGGCUGAUCGGGGUCGACGUCGUGUCGUGCCAUCCCAGGUGCUCGGCCAGCUCGGAGAAGUUCAGGAGCGCGCGGGUGCUGCGGUGGAUUCAGAAGCGAGGCCAGUUGGCUUCGACGAGGAGCAUGGCGCGGUGCGAGAAGCAUGGCCGCCUCGUCUUGCAGGUGCUGGUUCAUGGCAGCGAAGCACGCGUCGCGGCGAGCGCGCUCGGGAUCAAG
Molecule: messenger RNA, 967 nt
Organism: Prorocentrum cordatum
Lineage: Eukaryota; Dinophyceae; Prorocentrales; Prorocentraceae
Source: the annotation of a GenBank genome assembly